Messenger RNA from Penicillium macrosclerotiorum, 1803 nucleotides. Its product is annotated as phenylalanine--tRNA ligase subunit beta. The transcript is spliced from 9 exons. Gene Ontology annotation, biological process: phenylalanyl-tRNA aminoacylation. Lineage: Eukaryota; Fungi; Ascomycota; Eurotiomycetes; Eurotiales; Aspergillaceae. Gene Ontology annotation, molecular function: magnesium ion binding; RNA binding; phenylalanine-tRNA ligase activity. Bases 1 to 1803 code for a protein of 600 amino acids. Gene Ontology annotation, cellular component: cytoplasm; phenylalanine-tRNA ligase complex. The record is from RefSeq and is a predicted model, not a curated record.
AUGCCCACUAUCUCGGUUGACAAGGCCGCUCUCUUCAAGGAGCUGGGCCGGGAGUAUACCACGGAGGAAUUCGAUGAGCUAUGCUUUGAAUUUGGCAUUGAGUUGGAUGAAGACACGACCGACCAGGAGCGCCCAAUCGUCGACGGAGUGCAAGAACCCCCGCAGCUGAAGAUUGAGAUCCCCGCCAACCGAUAUGACUUGCUGUGCUUUGAGGGCAUUGCCCUGAUGCUUAAUAUCUUCUUGGGCCGCAAGUCCCUGCCCGACUACAAGUUGAUUGAGCCUGCGAACGGCCAGCUCCAGGAAAUCAUUGUCAAGGAGGAUACCACAAAAAUCCGACCCUACGUGUCCGGUGCGAUUCUCCGUAACGUCAAGUUCGACAAAGCUCGCUAUGAAUCCUUCAUCGCCCUCCAAGACAAGCUUCACCAGAACCUGGCCCGCCAACGGACCCUCGUCUCUAUUGGCACCCAUGAUUUGGACACUGUCCAGGGUCCUUUCACAUACGAGGCCCUUGCCCCUAAGGACAUCAAGUUCAUUCCUUUGAACCAAACCCAGGAGAUGAACGGUGAGGAAUUGAUGACUUUCUACGAGAAGCACCAGCAAUUGGGCAAGUACCUGCACAUUAUUCGCGACUCUCCUGUGUAUCCAGUCAUCUACGACUCAAAGCGCACUGUCUGCUCUCUGCCUCCCAUCAUCAACGGUGACCACUCUAAAAUCACAUUGGACACUACCAACGUUCUCAUUGAGAUCACUGCUCUCGACCGGACGAAGCUUGAGAUUGUGAACCGCAUGAUGGUUACCAUGUUCUCCCAAUACACCUCCGAGCCUUUCACCAUCGAACCCGUUAAGAUCGUCUCAGAGCACAAUGGCGAGACUCGUAUCACUCCCGAUCUCAGCCCCCGCACCACACAGGCUGAAGUUUCUUACAUCAACCAAUGCUGUGGUCUGAACCUCACUCCCAUCGAAAUCUGCAACAACUUGAGGAAGAUGGCUUUCCGCGCCAAGCCUUCGACCAACAACUCGAACACCGUUGACGUCGAGAUCCCCCCAACCCGUGCAGAUGUUCUUCACCAGUGUGAUAUCAUGGAGGAUGUCGCCAUCGCCCACGGCUUCAACUCGCUUCCGCGCGCGUUCCCCAACAUCUCCGGUACCAUUGGCCAGCCCCUCCCUAUCAACAAGCUGACCGACAUCAUCCGUGUGGAGACUGCCAUGGCCGGCUGGACUGAGGUUCUGCCGCUGAUUCUCUGCUCGCACGACGAGAACUUCGCCUGGCUGAACCGUAAGGAUGACGGAAACACUGCUGUCAGACUGGCCAACCCCAAGAGUCUUGAGUUCCAGAUCGUUCGCACCAGCCUGAUUCCGGGCCUGCUGAAGACUAUCCGCGAGAACAAGUCACACACCGUGCCCAUGAAGGUCUUCGAGGUCAGCGACGUUGCGUUUAAGGAUCUAUCUCUCGAGCGGAAGAGCCGCAACGAGAGACACUUUGCCGCUGCGUGGUAUGGCAAGACCAGCGGUUUUGAAGUUGUCCACGGUCUCCUUGACCGCGUGAUGACUAUGCUUAAGAGUGCUUUCAUCACUGCUGAGGAAGGCCUCGAUUACUCUUCUAUGAGCGAUUCGCAAUACUUCAUCAAAGAGCUGGAUGACCCUACUUACUUCCCUGGUCACUCCGCUUCCAUUCACCUGCGUGUUGGCGGUAAGGAGCACGUCAUUGGUACCUUUGGGAUCCUGCAUCCCACGGUGCUUGAGAAGUAUGAGCUCAAGUACCCGGUCACUACUCUGGAGAUCAACAUUGAGCCUUUCCUCUAG